This is a messenger RNA of Zasmidium cellare ATCC 36951, 1218 nucleotides long. RefSeq lists its product as uncharacterized. The record is from RefSeq and is a predicted model, not a curated record. Bases 1 to 1218 code for a protein of 405 amino acids. Gene Ontology annotation, cellular component: U2-type spliceosomal complex; U2 snRNP. NCBI's taxonomy places the organism in Eukaryota, Fungi, Ascomycota, Dothideomycetes, Mycosphaerellales, Mycosphaerellaceae. Gene Ontology annotation, molecular function: RNA binding. The transcript has 5 exons.
AUGGAGCGCAAGCCCUUCCCCACCGAGCAAGAGUCGUUCGGCGACGACGAGCGCGUCUCGUACAGCAAGACCACGCAGACCUACAUCCUCGAAGACGAGAACGGCAUCGAGUGGGAGUGGCUGCCAACUGUCAACAAGUGGACGCAGACGAUUUCUGAAGAAGAGAUGAUGCAGCAAGCCGAAGCCUACAAGGUGGCCGGCGUCGAUGAGCAUGCGCCCGCUCUCAACCCCGCUCAGAAGCGCAAGCAAGCCCAGCUGGAGGAUCUGGAGACUAACCCAAAGGCCGCCAAGUCUGGACCAGGAGCUGCCAAUGCCGGAACCUCAGCCAAUGCCGGAACCUCAGCCAAUGCCAAUGCCGAUGGUGCCAAUGCCGGUGCCAGUGCCUCAGCCAAUUCCGCGCCUGCCACGCGCAAGAACACCGCCAUCUGGGUCACUGGUCUUCCUACGGAUGCUAACCGCGAUGAACUCACCCAGUUCUUCGCCAAGUUCGGCAUGAUCAAGGAGUCUGUCGAAGACGACUCCAAGCGGAUCAAGAUGUACGCCGACGAAGAGGGCAACUUCAACGGCGAAGCCCUGAUCAUCUACCAGGGGCCGGAGUCGGUGGCCAACGUAAUUCGAAUGUACGAUGGCCAGCCACUUCGCCUCGGGGAUACCAGCACCAAGAUGUCCAUCCAGCCUGCCGACACCAACUACAAGUCGCAGCAGGGCAACACGGUCAAGGAGGGCGGCAACAAGCCGAAGCCCUCCAAGGCCAAGCUCAAGUCCAAGGCCGAAGACGUCAAUCGUCGCCUCCGAGAAUGGAGUGAUGACGAAGAGCCUGUCGCUACCACGAAAUCGAAGGAUGAGCAGUUCAAGAUGGUCGCGAUCCGAAACGCCUUCACGCUGCACCUCCUCGAUGAGGAUCCCGAACUCAAGAGCGGCGUCUACGACGACAUGAAGGAUGCGGGCGAGGAGCAUGGCGUAGUCAAGAACGUAACCGUCUUCGACAAGGAGCCUAGCGGUUUGGUGACGGUGCGCUUUGUUGAUGCAGCCGCUGCCCAAGCAUUCGCCGCCGCGAUCCAGGGCAGGAGCUACAACAAGGGUCGCAUCCUCCGAACCGAGCUCAUUUCGGGUAGCGAUCCCAAGUGGCAGAGAAACAAGAAGACACAGGCCGAGAAAGACGAGGAGGAGGAGAAGCGCAUCGAGGAGUAUUCCAAUUACAUCGAAGGCAAGGAAUAG